GCGCGCCAGCCGACGCCGCUGCCGGGCGCUUCGCCGUGGCGCUGGACGCGGGGAGCACUGGCACGCGCGUGCACGUGCUCCGCUGGCGGCCUGGCGCUCGGGGCGCGCACCCGGCGCUGAGCGAGGCGCGGCCCGAGUGGAGCUCGCGGGUGGAGCCCGGGCUCGCCGCCUUCGAGGCCGAGCCCGAGGGCGCCGCGCGGUCCGUGGGGCCGCUGCUGCGCUUCGCGGAGGGCGUGGUGCCCGCGGGCGAGCGCGCGGGCACGCCGCUGCUGCUCUACGGCACGGGGGGCAUGCGCGCGCUCGCGGAGGAGGCCCAGCGCGCGAUCUACGUCAGCGUGCGGCGUGCGUGCGCGGCGGCGCAGUUCCAGCUGGCGCCGCAGGCGUUCCGCUCGCUCAGCGGCGACGAGGAGGCGCUCUUCGGGCUGCUCGCGCUCUGGUGGCUGCGCCCGGCGGGUUCUACGCCCUGUCUGCCGCCUUCUACAUCGUUAACUUCCUCUCCUUCCGGCUCGGCCUGCCGGGCAUGCCUCGGCCAGCGCUGGAGUCAGUCAACGCCUCCGCGUUCGAGCUGUGCAGGCUCCCGUGGGCGGACGUCGUGGCUGGCCCUCCCGAGCCGAGGACGCCGUCGAAGAAGCUGCCGCAGCGCUGCUUCGACGCGCAGUACCUCGUCGCCCUGCUUACCGAGGGCUUCGGCUUUGACCUCGGCAGCUCGCAGAUUACCUUCGUGGAGAAGGUGGGCGUGGGCCAACCAGAGUGGGCCUACGGAGCUAACGGGCCCGUCGACGUCGCCUGGCACCUCGCGCGCUCGCCGCCGCAGCACGGCGCCGGCCCGCCAUCGCCGCAGCACGGCGCCGGCCCGCCAUCUCCGGAGGGCACCCGGCCGACGCCGAUGCUGGCCAGGCCCGUAG
Molecule: messenger RNA, 905 nt
Organism: Prorocentrum cordatum
Lineage: Eukaryota; Dinophyceae; Prorocentrales; Prorocentraceae
Source: the annotation of a GenBank genome assembly